Molecule: messenger RNA, 3257 nt
Organism: Aphis gossypii (cotton aphid)
Lineage: Eukaryota; Metazoa; Arthropoda; Insecta; Hemiptera; Aphididae
Product: tigger transposable element-derived protein 4-like
Exons: 5
Coding region: 1244-2917 (557 amino acids)
Cellular component (GO): nucleus
Molecular function (GO): DNA binding
Source: RefSeq, a predicted model, not a curated record
UAAGCUUAUAAGUUAAAAGUAAUUAUGCAAAUUCUCAAAAGAUAGAGAGACAUUUUAUUUUACAUUUCACACUUACAUUACUGUAAUUUUAAUUUUUUCCAACCAUACACUGUAAUCUAUUUAUGAUUAAUAAUUUAACAAUCUACACAAUAUAUUAUAGUCCAUUUUUUAACUUGACUUUUAUUUCAACUCAAUAGCAGAUUUUUUUUGGAAUUGUUUUAUUUAUAAUUUGAUAUAUUUUAUGAAGUACAUCGGCUCAGAGUUCUAAUACGACUACUGGCCCAUCAGGGACUUUGUGGGUAUCCCAGAAGGCCAAUCCGUAGCCGCUUUAUUAUCUAUUUACACCUAUUGAAUUACAAAAUACUGAAUAUUGAAUAAUAUUAUGUAAGCAGUAACAAUUAAUAAUUUAAAUACAUACUCGUACCUUAUGAUUUGCUCAAUCACACACAUAAAAAAAUUGGGGGGAAAUUUGUAGUCAAAUGCAUUUAAAGAAAUGAAAAAGAAUUAAUCAACAUAGUAAUAAUAUUAAAAUUCUUAACAAAUAUAAUAUAAAUAUUAUGUUAUUGAAAUAUUCAUCCUUAAUACUGAUUAUGUAUGAUAUGUUAUAUAUCUGCUGAUACAAUUAUGAUGAAUGAAUUAUUAUCUAUUGAUUAUGUCCAGAUAUUCUUAUAAAUACUAAAUCAUUAAAACUCCGGACAGCAGGUACUGAGGACUGAGGUAUAUUAUAAUAUUAUGUAAAAUCCCGGUUGUAUUUAAUAUUUUAAUGUAUUUAAAAUUCAACCUAGUACCUAAGUCCUAGAUAACAUUUAAAAUAGUUUCCUUGAUUAAAGGUAGGUAUGGUCACUCAGCCCAUAGAUCUCAAUCUGCAUCAUGCAAUUUAUUACGCGCAGUAAAAAAAUGUGUUUCUUGCGGUGUUGUAUUUUUGUUACUUACCACAGGCACUGCAGACGCUAUAUUAAGUAUUUAUCAGACACCAGCCAAUUGAAUUGGUUAUUGAUAUUUAUUUUUAGAUUUAUUUAUAUAAAUUAUUAUUAUUAUUAUUAUUAUUACGAUAAUGAGUAUUUUCCCCCUGGAAUAUUGUUUUACGAGUUGAACGUACCAUAAUCUUUUGACAAAGAGGACUGACUGGCGACUGCACAGUGCACAGUAGCGACAGUAGUGUUAGUUGUAUCAAACGAACAAGAGACAGUAAGCACGCACACAAUUAAUACCCAUUAACACAAUAUAACAACAAAUUACAAUUAUGACGACCGUACAAAAGAGGAAAUGUUUAACAAUGAUUGACAAAUUGGGCGUUAUCGAAUGUUUGCAAGCGGGACAAAGUAAAGUAAGAGUUUCACGACAUUACAACCUGCCACAUUCAAUAGUGUCCAAUAUUUUUAAAAAUCGUGUGCUAAUAACACGGACUUUCGACCGGCAAUGUUUAAUUUCCCGAAAAAUCGAAAACGCGCUGUUGGCGUGGUUGGAAAGUAAUCGAGAAACGCAUGUCUCAAUUACUGUACCGUUUCUAAGGGCCAAAGCUAACGAGCUUGCAAAGUCAUUUGAUAUACCAAAUUUUAAGUGUACGACUUCGUGGAUACUACUUUUCAAGCACCGCCAUCGCAACAAGUUUGUGUCGUCAGCGACCGUCAAUGCCCUGGUAGUACCACAGAAUGCAACUGCCAACGAUUGGCUAAUAACCAAAUUGUCUUCUUCAUGGCGUAAAUUAUACACUGCAGACAAAAAUAUCUAUAAUGCCUCUGAAACUGAAAUGUUUUAUAAAAUGAUGUCCGUCAAAUCUUUCAGCUUUCAAGGAAAUGAAAGCACAGACAAUUUUGGUUGGACUUUAGUUAACGACAAUAACAUGAAACUAGUACCAGUAAUAUCACAGAAUGCAGCUGCCAACGAUUGGCUAAAAACCGAAUGGCCUUUAUUGCGUAAAGGAUACACAGACAAAGAGAUCUAUAAUGCCUCUGAAACUGGAGUGUUUUAUAAACUGAUGCCCGACAAAUCUUUCAGAUUUCAAGGAAAUGAAUGCAAAGAUGGAGAACUCCCGGAGGAACGUUUGACAAUUUUAAUUACAGUAAAUAUGACGGGAACCGACAAGAAGAAACUUCUUGUAAUCGGGAAACAUAAUGGUCCUCGAAGUUUUAAGGGUAUAACAGAUUUACCUGUUCAGUAUGAGCAUAAUCAGAAAUCUUGGAUGACAAGUUCAAUUUUUAGAACGUUUAUGCACCGAUGGGAUAAGGAAUUAUUUCAAACAUCAAAAAAAGCAUUGGUUUUAAUUGACGAUUGUCCAGUUCAUUUAGGUUUAAGCAAUCUUUUAUCAAUCAAGGUGGUUUAUUUACCCUUCAAGUCAUUAAUUCCAAUGAACCAAGGAAUAAUUAAGUCUUUUAAAUUUCACUUUAAAAAAAAUCUUAUACUUCACCAUGUUAAACAAAUUGAAAAUAUACAAAUUACAAAAGUCGAUAUGUUUCAAGCAAUUUGCAUGUUGGAGUUAGCAUGGAAUCAAGUUUCAUUUGGAGUUAUUACAAAUUGUUUCAAAUGUUUUGAUUCUUUAAGCAUAAAACAAGUAAAAGAAUCAAAUAAAAAAGAAAAUUUAGUUUCUUGGGCAGAAAAAUUACUCGUUUUUGAUGUUGAAACACUUCAAAAAUUCGAAAAUGUGGAUUCUGAACUUGUUACUUCUAAUCAACUAUUGAGUCAACUUACAAAUCAAUAUAAUAAUGUAGAAGGAACAGACGAUGAUGAGGAAAUAGAUAUGAUAAAAGAUAAAAUUACAUUGCAUCAAGCAUGUGAUGUAUUAGAAAAAUUAAAACAGUUUUUAGCAACCAACGAAUAUUUUUUAAAAAGUUACAAUCAUACCAAACAACUUCAAAUAAUAUUAGAUAAUAGUCUGUACAAAUUAAAAAAUUCGCAAACUAAAAUUACCAGUCUAUAAAAUUUUUGUUAUAUUUUUUUAUUUUUAAUCAUAAGAUUACCAAAAUGAUGCAUACUAUAUUUGUAUAAUUUUUUCAAAAGCUUAACAACCUAUGUACAUAAACUACAGAUUUGUAUCUAAAAUAUUGAAUUUAAGUAUUGAUAACUAUUAUUGAUAGUUGAUACUCUCUUUAAUAUUUUGGGUUUCAACCAGCUACAGUAAGAUAUUAGGUGUUUUGAAACAAUGCUAGGUAUUAUUUUAUACCUAUUAAAAUUAGUGUACCAACCCAAUAGUUUUAGUGAUUUUUAUUUUAUAAUUUUAAAAAUAUAUUUAUAAGUAAUAUAUAUAUUUUUUAUAUUUA